Galeopterus variegatus (Sunda flying lemur) is the source of this 5637-nucleotide messenger RNA. It is a transcript of the gene ARHGAP31, whose product is annotated as Rho GTPase activating protein 31. The transcript is spliced from 12 exons. Bases 1 to 4365 code for a protein of 1454 amino acids. Gene Ontology annotation, molecular function: GTPase activator activity. NCBI's taxonomy places the organism in Eukaryota, Metazoa, Chordata, Mammalia, Dermoptera, Cynocephalidae. The record is from RefSeq and is a predicted model, not a curated record. Gene Ontology annotation, biological process: small GTPase-mediated signal transduction.
AUGAAGAACAAGGGUGCCAAGCAGAAGCUGAAACGCAAGGGAGCCGCCAGUGCGUUUGGCUGUGACCUGACGGAAUAUCUGGAAAGCUCGGGACAGGAUGUUCCAUAUGUAUUGAAGAGCUGUGCAGAAUUUAUAGAGACUCACGGCAUUGUGGAUGGAAUUUACCGGCUUUCGGGGGUCACCUCAAACAUACAACGGCUACGGCAAGAGUUUGGCUCAGAUCAAUGUCCAGAUCUGACAAGAGAAGUGUACCUUCAGGACAUCCACUGUGUAGGCUCACUCUGCAAGCUCUACUUUAGGGAGCUGCCCAACCCCCUCCUGACUUAUGAGCUCUAUGAGAAAUUCACGGAGGCCGUGUCACAUUGCCCAGAAGAAGGCCAACUGGCCCGAAUACAAAAUGUUAUCCAGAAGCUUCCCCCAUCCCAUUAUAGGACUUUGGAAUACUUGAUUCGACACCUGGCCCACAUCGCCUCCUUCAGCAGCAAGACCAACAUGCAUGCCAGGAACCUGGCCCUGGUGUGGGCUCCAAACCUCCUCAGGUCUAAAGAAAUCGAAGCCACUGCUUGCAAUGGAGAUGCAGCCUUCCUUGCAGUCCGGGUCCAGCAGGUGGUGAUUGAGUUCAUAUUGAAUCAUGUGGAUCAAAUCUUUAACAAUGGUGCACCUGGGUCUCUGGAGAAUGACGAAAGCCGGCCCAUCAUGAAAAGCCUGACCUUGCCAGCCCUCUCCCUGCCCAUGAAGUUGGUGAGCCUGGAGGAAGCUCAGGCCCGCAGCCUGGCUACUAACCAUCCUGCUCGGAAGGAAAGGAGAGAGAAUAGCCUGCCUGAGAUUGUCCCUCCCAUGGGCACCCUCUUUCAUACCGUCCUUGAGUUACCAGACAACAAGAGGAAGCUUUCCAGUAAAUCAAAGAAGUGGAAAUCAAUAUUCAACCUGGGACGUUCAGAUUCCAAAUCAAAACUGAGUAGAAAUGGGAGUGUAUUUGUGAGAGGACAAAGGCUCUCAGUGGAAAAAGCUGCUAUCCGGCCAGCUAAAAGCAUGGACUCAUUGUGUUCAGUGCCUGUGGAAGGAAAAGAAACCAAAGGAAAUUUUAAUCGAACGGUCACCACUGGCGGAUUUUUCAUUCCGGCAACAAAAAUGCACUCGACCAGCACUGGCAGCUCAUGUGACCUCAGCAAGCAGGAGGGCGAAUGGGGCCAAGAGGGGACGCCGGCGGGGGCCGAGGGGGGCUGUGAUGUGAGCAGUGACCGAAGCCAGCUCCAGGGCGCUCAGGCCCGGCCCCCACCCGAGCAGCUGAAGGUGUUCCGGCCUCUCGAGGAUCCCGAGAGCGAGCAGACAGCCCCGAAGAUGCUGGGUAUGUUCUAUACCUCGAACGACAGCCCCAGCAAAUCCGUCUUUACCAGCAGCCUCUUCCAGAUGGAGCCCUCGCCGCGUCACCAGCGCAAGGCGCUGAACAUCUCGGAGCCCUUUGCGGUGUCGGUGCCGCUCCGCGUGUCCGCCGUCAUCAGCACCAACAGCACCCCUUGCAGAACACCCCCGAAGGAGCUGCAGUCCCUUUCCAGCCUGGAAGAGUUUUCUUUCCAGGGGUCAGAGAGUGGAGGUUGGCCAGAAGAGGAGAAGCCACUGGGAGCUGAGACCUCUACAGCUUCGGUACCUAAGGCAGUAGCUCGUGAGGAUGCCCAGCCAGCACCUGAUGCAGUGGGGGCAGCAGAAUGCAGCAAAGACCUUUCCCUGGAGCCAGGUGCCCAUCUGGAGGAGAAGAAAACCUCAGAAACCUCCCAGGGCUCUCAGCGUCCACAUGAAUUGGAGAAGCGGCCAAAUCCAGAGAAGGUGGUGGACGAGGAACAAGAGGCUGGCCGGGUGGAGUCCAGCGCUCUCCAGGAGAGCCCCAGGGCCAGAGCCCAGGCCGCGUUUUGCCGUGAGACGGAUGAAGAUGAUCUGACCAAUGCCCUGAUCUGGCCAGAGAUUCAACAAGAGCUGAAAAUCAUUGAAUCUGAGGAGGAGCUCUCUUUGUUGCCACCACCUGCUCUGAAGAUCAGCCCAGUUCAGCCAACUCUCCAGUCCAGUCCAGGGCUGUUUGCUUCCCCAGAGCCUCCGGGGAGUUUGUCUUGUGGCUCCGCCUCUGCCUCAGUCUCCGCCCCUCUGGAGGAGCGGACUAGGGACCCAACCAAUCAGAGCACACAUGGGGCUUCCACGGCAGCCAAUAGAGAGAAGCCGGAGCCAACCCGCCCCCUCAAUAGACCCGAGCCUGAGCCAGGUCUGCGCCCAGACCCCACUAGUCUGGUGCCUCUGGAAACAGUUCUGUUUGAGACGGCGGCAGCAGCAGCGUCUCCACACUCAAGGGUGCAGGUGGGAGGCCCAGGGAAUCUAUCUCCUCCACUCCCACCUGCUCCUCCCGCCACGACACCUCUGGAGGAGGCGCCUCGAGUUCUGCUGUCAACGGGCAGCUGUGAGAGAGAAGAGCCAUCCAGGAAUUUGAGGACAAAUCCCAAUGUAGACCAGCUGAAACCCAAAGACAGCUCUGGUAUCCCCAGCCUCUGUCAAGGAGAGGAGGCCAUUCCAAGACUAAAUGAAAAGCAAAAUUCAAAGAAUGUUGCUCCUGAGGGAAAAGGUUCUUAUCUUUCAAGCCCAACGAGGGAAGUGGAGAUCUCCCCACAAGGAGAGGGGGAUGUAGCCCAUUCUGUACGGGAGCCUUCAGACUGUGAUGAAGAUGACACUGUGACCGACACUGCCCAUCAUGGCCUGGAAAUGGUGGAGCCGUGGGAGGAGCCACAGUGGGUGACCAGUCCCCUUCAUUCUCCCACCCUGAAAGAUGUGCAUGAGGCCCAGGUGCAGGGUCCCCAGAGCCAACGAUUGGAGAAGAGGCUUUCCCACAGGCCCAGCCUGCACCACAGCCAUUCUCUAGAUAGCAAAACCAUGGUUAAGAGCCAGUGGACUCUUGAGGUUCCCUCCUCAAGCAGCUGUGCUAAUCUGGAAACAGAAAGGAAUUCUGACCCUCUGCAGCCCCCGGCACCCAGGAGAGAGAAUACUGGAUGGAAUGAGAAAGCCCUGAGUUCCUUCAGGGAGUUCUCUGACCUGAAAGGGGCAGAGGUUCUUCCAAGCCAGAAGGGACCAGGUGGUAUGCAACCCAAACCAGCAGAAACCAGCCCUGUCAGCCUAGCAGAGGGAAAGGAGCUGGGGACACAGCUGGGGCACAGCAACCCACAGAUUAAGCAAGAUGGUGUUCCUGGGCCUGAGAGCAGCAAAGAGAGUUCACCUAGCAUGCAGGACAGUGCCUUGCCUGGAGAGCAUCCCCUAAAGUUACAGCUGAAGAGUGCUGAAUGUGGGCCCCCCAAAGGAAAAAACAGGCCUUCUUCCCUCAACUUAGACUCUGCCAUUCCCAUCACUGACCUCUUCCGGUUCGAGAAUAUGGCCUCAUUUAGUUCACCUGGAAUGCAGCUCUCUGAGCCGGGAGACUCAAAGGUCACACGGAUGACCUCAUCUCACGGUAAAGCAGACCCCUGGAGGGGUUACUCCCAGGACCCCCAGGAUCUGGACAUUGUUGCUCAUGCCCUGACAGGCCGCCGUAACUCAGCUCCUGUAAGUGUGUCAGCUGUAAGAACCUCCUUCAUGGUGAAAAUGUGCCAGGCCAGAGCAGUCCCGGUAAUCCCACCCAAGAUCCAGUACACGCAGAUCCCACAGCCUCUGCCCUCUCAGAGCUCAGGGGAGAGUGGGGCUCAGCCUCUGGAGAGGAGCCAAAAGGAACCCAACUCCACUAGUGGGACCUGUCAGAAACCUGCCAAAGAUAAUUCUCCCUCCUCCCUGGAAAGCACGAAGGAAGAGGAACCAAAGCAAGAUAAAGGAGCCAUUAAGUCCUCACCAAUGGAUGCCACUUCAUCCUGCAUGUGUGAGGGACCCACCCCUUCUCCAGAACCAGGCUUGUCUAACCUGCUGUCCACUCAGGAUGCAAUAGUGCAAUGCAGAAAGCGCACAUCAGAGACAGAGCCAUCUGGGGACAAUCUUUCUUCAAAAAUAGAGCGACCAUCUGAGGGUUCUAAGCCUUUCCACAGGUCAAGGCCAGGAAGACCUCAGAGCCUAAUCUUAUUCAGUCCUCCUUUCCCCAUUAUGGACCAUCUGCCCCCCUCAUCCACAGUGACAGAUUCCAAGGUCCUACUGUCCCCUAUCAGAAGUCCCACCCAGACAGUUUCCCCUGGCCUUCUUUGUGGGGAGUUGGCUGAAAACACAUGGGUCACACCAGAAGGGGUUACACUUAGAAAUAAAAUGACCAUCCCUAAGAAUGGCCAGAGACUAGAGACCUCAACCAGCUGUUUUUACCAGCCCCAGCGGAGAUCAGUGAUUCUGGAUGGAAGAAGUGGGAGGCAAAUAGAAUGAAAUCAGUUGACCUGCUGGUGUCUGAAAAACAUCAUGAUUCAUCUGGAAAUUAUUACAGGGCCAACUUGCCAUUUUCCAGGCGUAGGUUAUCAAGUUUGGGCUUAUUUUGGCCUCUGACUUCUCGUUUUUUAGCCUUUUGACCAUUUAUUAAUUAGUCCAUUUGCCAGAAGAGUGGUCAAGGGAAGGAUGAAGAGAUGAAAUAUAGAUAAGUCUAUAUGAGCAAGUAGGAAAAGGUUAGGUCAGAGAAGAAGAUGGAAGGCUUGCCUCCAGUGAAAUUUGGGGCUUGUGAGUUACUUUACUCCCCCACUGCCAUUAUCUAUUACUGUUGAGAGCUGGCUGUGGUAAUGUCCUUUGAAAGAAAGAAAAAUCCUUUGCCUGCAUUGGAAAAUGUUGCUAUUGAGGUUUUAAGGCCUCCUCUUUACUUCAUGCUUUUUAAUGCUCUUUAAAGCAUGUGUUCUUUUCGACCAGUUUUCUAAUAAGCUUUGUAAAAGUGUACUAUCCAGAAUAGUUGAAGAUGUGAAAAUACAAACUAACAUGCACUUAGAUAUCCAAGUGGGUGAAUUUACCCAUGCUCCUCCCCUGGAAUCCCUGCAAGACGUCUCCACAUACCAGCACGCAGAAUCAGAAUCCAUACUCAAGAGCAAACUCCGAGACUGGCACAAUCCAAGAAGACUUUCUGGCUCUGGCUUUUAUCAACUUGAGACUCCAACUGCCACUAUACUGAACUCUGAUUUAUAAAUCCAGUAUCUGGGCAGGGUGGGGGAUAAGCCAAGGAUUACCCUAAUGAAAUGUACUGAAUCUUCAUUUAGGUAUGUUAAUAGUGAAGUGAUCUGUUUUCUUUACAGUAUUAGAGUGCAAGAACAGGAUGUUGUCAUAGAGAAAAGCCUCACACAGAGGCAGAACUAUGCUCCAGACUUUGAAUUGGUGGGGCAUUAGCAGAAAACACUUCUAGUUCAGCAGCACUCUUCCACACUAGGCUGGGCCUGGCAGAACAGGAGCCGAUGAAGGGAGGAGCCCCCAGGACGGAGGGAAGAGCCCUAGCAGAAUGGCCAUCACUACCACUCACUGAGAGCUGCCCUUCUUGAAAAUGUAUUUCAUCUUAGCCAGUAGGUCCCUUCUUUUCCCCCUCUCCCUCUAUUGCUCAAGAGCAGAUUGGAGGCACCCCUCUCCCUUCCAUAAUCCCCUUCAUCCACCACCCACCCCAGGAACUCAAAUUUGCUCUUCUCUGUAUCCAAGCAGAAGCAAUAAACCAAUAUGAUUUUCUUUCAGUUA